This is a messenger RNA of Toxoplasma gondii ME49, 5058 nucleotides long. It is a transcript of the gene DRPA, whose product is annotated as dynamin-related protein DRPA. Lineage: Eukaryota; Apicomplexa; Conoidasida; Eucoccidiorida; Sarcocystidae. The record is from RefSeq and is a predicted model, not a curated record. The transcript has 18 exons. Gene Ontology annotation, cellular component: cytoplasm; microtubule; membrane. Gene Ontology annotation, molecular function: GTP binding; microtubule binding; GTPase activity. The coding region runs from base 846 to 3251 and encodes 801 amino acids.
CUUGUCCGCGUCGACUCUGCAUCUCUCUUCUUGGUCAAGAGCAGGCCUUCCUCGCUGCCGUCUGACCGCCCUCCUCUCGUGUGUCUCUCCUGCAACAGCGAGAAGCCCCCGCUGCAGGGAGCUGCUGUCCGAGGCAUAAAUGCAGCUUUUUGCGCGCUCUCUCGACGCUGCUUUCGCUUUCUUCUCGCAAGACAAAUACGGUCUGUGAAUCCUCGGCCGGUCGCUUCCUGCUUGCCGAAGGCUCUGAGCAAACCGCGGUUCUUCGACCGCCUCGCCGGCGCACAGCGCUGUCUUUCUCCGUUGACCUGAUGUAAAAAUUUCUCGCAAAGACAAUUGACGUGACGACACUCUCUCUAGGCAUCGAGAGCAAACGAACGUCUCCAGUCUCUAAAAACGAGCAACCGAGAAACGAAAAAAAUACAAAAAAAGCACCGAUACACAGAGCGGUUCAAACACCCGCCCACAUGCAUAUAUAUAUAUAUAUAUAUAUAUAUAAGUGUAUAUAUAUAAGUGUAUGUAUAUAAGUGUAUAUAUAUACGUGUAUAUAUAUAUAUAUAUUGUUUUCCUCGGCCUCGUUGUCUGUGAUUUCUUUCUCGCGCAUGGAGGUGAUGGCAUGCUUUGAGCUGCAGCUUUUUUUCUGCUUCCAAGCUGCGAAUGAGGACCCACAGUUCGUCUCGCGGCGACUCUAAGUUUUCGUAGAAAGGACGAGAAGGGAAGCAUCUCAGAGUUACAGUUCUCGUCUCUCCCUCUGUCUUCUGUCUCUCUCUGCAUCUGCUGCUCUGGUUUGCUCCUUCUCUCGGCCUCUGUUGCCCUGGCUUCCUCCUCUUUCUCUCCUCUCUCUCAAGAUGGAGGAGUUGAUUCCUGUGGUCAAUCGCCUGCAGGACGUUCUAGCGUCUCUGGGGGCUUCUGCGUCGGGACCGGUACUGGAUCUCCCGCAAAUCGCCGUUGUCGGCGCACAGAGUGUGGGGAAGUCUUCUGUGCUCGAGGCUCUCGUCGGCAGGAGCUUCCUCCCCAGAGGCACAGGCAUCGUCACUAGAAGGCCUCUCAUUCUUCAGCUGCGCAACGCGAGUGACUUGCAGGAAGAGUUCGGGGAGUUCCUGCACUGCCCGUCGCGCAAGUUUACCGACUUUGAAGAAAUCCGGAGAGAAAUCGAGAGAGAAACAGAACGCGUCGGAGGACAGAAGAACAUUUCCCCGUCGCCGAUCGUUCUCAAGGUCUCUUCUCCGCAUGUCAUUGACCUCACUCUCGUCGACCUCCCCGGCAUCACGAAGGUGCCUGUCGGGGAUCAACCGUCAGACAUCGAAGCACAGAUUCGGCGAAUCGUGUUUCAGUUUAUUUCUGAACCGUCGACGAUCAUCCUCGCCGUCACUGCCGCCAACACAGACAUCGCAAACUCCGACAGUUUGAAGAUUGCGAGAGAAGUUGAUCCGGAAGGCCUUCGGACAGUCGGUGUGGUGACGAAGGUCGACACGUUGGAAGAAGGUGCCGACUGCAGCGAGGUGCUCCGGAACAGAGUCAUUCCUCUCAAAAGGGGAUACGUAGGCGUCGUGUGUCGCGGCCAGCGCCAAGCAGCGGAGAUGUCGAUCCGCGACGGCUUGAAGGAGGAGGAGUCUUUCUUUCGCUCUCACCCCGCAUAUAGGGCGAUCGCCAGCAAACAAGGAAUUCCGUUUCUCGCGAAAAUGCUGAAUCAAAUUUUGAUGAAACAUAUCCGCGAGGCGCUGCCCGAGUUGAGAAGUCGGAUUUCUCGGCUUCUGCAGAAAACAGAGGCUGAACUCGCGACCUACGGGGAUCCGCUGCUCGAAGCGAAGGCGAAUCCCGGCGCGCUUCUUCUACAUUUCUUUUCGCGCUUUGCACGGAACUUCCAGGACGCGAUCGAAGGAAAACUGCAGGCGCACCAUUCGUCUGAGCAACUCAUGGGAGGGGCGAGGAUCAACUUCAUCUUCCACGAUUGGUACAGCCGAGCACUCGCCGAGUUCGACCCCCUGGAAGGCCUCUCGGACCAUGAAAUCCGGACGGCGAUUCGCAAUGCGACAGGACCGAAGGCAGCUCUCUUCGUCCCUGAGGGGGCCUUCGAGAUCCUUGUGAGGCGGCAAAUUCAACAGCUCGAGACUCCUUCUCUCCAGUGUGUGGAACAAGUCUACGAAGAACUCCAGAAAAUUGUUGCGAAAUGCGAAUUGCCUGAGAUGGCCAGAUUCAGCAACCUUCGAGAACGCGUGAUGGAUGUAGUUCGCGGCGUCUUGCGUCGCUGCCUCGCUCCGACCAAUCAGAUGAUUCACAACAUCAUUCAAAUCGAACUUGCGUACAUCAAUACGAACCACCCGGACUUCAUGAACAAUCGCUUCGGACCUUCUUCGCGCGAGUCCGCUGCACUGACGGCUCAUCCGCGCAGAUCUUCUGCAGAGAAAAACGGACCCCCAUCUGGCUCCCAUUCUCGAGGGUCUUCAGGCGUCGGAUCUUCGCUGUUUGCUUCCGAUGGGAGCACAACCAGUUCCGGCUCAGGCCCUCCUCCCAGUCCUCUCUUGACUCCGCCACCCCUCCUCUCCCAGGCGAACCAAGUAGCAGCGGCUGCCGCGGCAGCAGCAGGCGAGUCUCCAAGUGAACAAAUCACCAGCGCGGGGAUGCUGAAUCAGGGUGGCUUCUUCGCCUUUCUGAAGGGUGCCCGACCUUCUGCCUCUUCGUUUUUCCCCUCUGCCAGUCCAACCAGUUCCAAGGAGUUCUCUGAGCAGAGUUUGCCGGCUUCUGUCGACGCAGCCGCAUCUGCGCUCUCCUCUCAGAGGCCAGGACACAGCUCUGCCGACGGCGAAACGAACCGUGCUUUCUUUGGAGGCUCUUUUGCCGGCUCUGCUCUCGACCGCGUUCGAGCAUGUAGAAUUUCUCUCCCGCAAGUUCCCUCAAUCGUAGCGCCCUCGGAGGUCCCGUCUGAACGCGAGCAGAUCGAAACAGAUCUCAUCAAGAGUCUCAUCUGGUCGUACUUCCAAAUCGUCAGGAAAAACGUAUCGGACGCUGUUCCGAAGUCGAUCAUGUACUUCAUGGUCAACACGGCGAAAGAUGUUCUACAGCGCGAGCUCGUUGCUCAGCUGUAUCGAGAAGAGUUGUUCGGCGAGUUGAUGAAGGAGGCGGACGACGUCGCAGAACGACGCAUGCAGUGCAAGCAGCUUCUCAGAUCUCUGCGGGCGGCUGGAGAUGUUCUUUCUCACAUCCGAGAUUUCUCCCUCUCUGACGGCACCUCUUUCGCCUCCGCUUGUCGAUGAAUUUUUUUCUCAACGACUCUUUACUCAGGAAGAAGAGAAAACAGGACUGACAUCGCGUGCGAGGUGCAUGCGCUGGCCGCCUUUAUCCUUUCUCGCGUCUUCCUGUGUCUCCAGCUACUACUGUUCUCCGCUGGCGUGUCUGUAUGUCUCUCAUACGCCCGCAUGCAUACCUCGCCCAAGUCGCUCACAUUUCUCUUUUCGUAUAUUCAACUGUGCGACUCUCUCCUUAUCUGGCCUCGUAGCUACAUGCAGAGAGAGACGGAUUUGUGUAUACAUGCAUAUAGAUACAGAGAGAGAUCUGUGUAUCUACCUAUAUAAAUAUAUAUAUCUAUAUUUAUGUAUAUAUAUAUAUAUAUACGUAGGCAUAUAUGUUUUUUUUACGUGUACAUUUAUAUGUUAGGCGUUCUGCGUAUGAGUUCGCAUGAGAGGCGCUGGAGUUUUCAAGUGCGUCUAUUUCUUCUGCGUUGCAACUGGUAUGUUUCUCUGGAGAGCACAGUUUCCUUGAGUGAGUGAUCUGUGUGUGUGUUGCUUCCGAGUUUCCUUUUCUUCUCUCGCCUUUGCCGUUUCCAAAGUGACAGGGGAAAAGGAGAACAAAGCUGGAGUUGUUCCAGGACUUCUUGUGGCCGUCCCCUCUUCGUUCAAGGAGACAGUCUCGGCAUUCAAAUCGCAAUUUUAAAAAAGAUGCAGAGACAGGUCGACCGAUGUCUCAGAACCCGCAGGCACUUGGACAACAAGCGUGUACCGCCACAAAUCUACUUUACAUCUGUGUGAAUAUACUCGCAAUAAAGUCAGAGGAUAAAUUCGGAGACGUACUAAUAGUUAUCUGCCUAUGUGCGUGCGCAUAGCUGCUAUUUAUAUAUAUACAUAUAUAUAUAUAUACAUAUAUAUACAUAUAUAUACAUAUAUAUAUACAUAUAUAUAUAUAUAUAUGAAAAUGUUUUUGAGAGUAUGCGUACAUGCACGCAGUUGUGAAAAUAUAUGCAUUUUUACAUAUAUGUAUGCGUUUGUGUAUGUAGAGUCAGAGAAUAGGUUUUGAAAUCUCCUAAUUUCUUUUUAUUUCGGUGCAUGGGUCCACGACCCAGUUCCUGAAGUGUGGAGUGUCUUGUGUGCUUCACUGGAAGAAGAGCGCCUGCAAGUGGAGAAAACGAAGGAAGGUUCUCUCUCGAACAGAAGAAGGGAAAGAGACGCUGGGAGUGGAGGAGACGCAGCGACCUCGAGAGACACGAAGAGGACAGAACGAAGAACGAUUGAACCCACUACUGUUUCUUUGAGAAAAGAAAGCUCUGCUCUCAGAGAGGGAAGAGUGCCUGCUGUGAGAGAAGAGCCACUACGAAGAGCGGGAGAGCGUAACGCUGACACAGGCAGAGAGAUAACAAAGAUAUGGUGAAGAGGAAAAACAGAUAAGAACAGGGACACUAGAGACAGAGAACAAGACAUUUUGUUCCUUUUUGGAGUACCACUGGGCGUCCUGAGUUGACGGACAGGAAAAACGGUUUCAGCAAAGUCUCUCUUUCUCUGCAUGCAGAGUUGGAACACAGGAGACGCUGGAAAAAGCCGAGAUCGUUAUCAAAAAAAACAGUCACAAGUUUUUUUCCGUAUGAGGAAACGACUCCUGAAUCUUUUCGUCUCUUCCCCGUGGAGCACACCUCUUCUCGUUCUUCUCUCCUCGCUCGUUUUGCUCUUUUUUCUCCACUUUCUUCCCUGUAGUACUUUCUACUCCGUCAAACCGUUCCAGCUUCAACCUCCUUCAAAUUCGCCUCCGAGCAACGCAAGCCGGGACAUGCAGCAUGCAGACAUGCACGCACAU